Laccaria bicolor S238N-H82 is the source of this 1530-nucleotide messenger RNA. RefSeq lists its product as uncharacterized. The record is from RefSeq and is a predicted model, not a curated record. NCBI's taxonomy places the organism in Eukaryota, Fungi, Basidiomycota, Agaricomycetes, Agaricales, Hydnangiaceae. The transcript is spliced from 10 exons. The coding region runs from base 1 to 1530 and encodes 509 amino acids.
AUGAGCGAACAAAGCCACAUUGCCCCACUAUCCACGACUACUCCACAAGGAAGGAUUGAAGAAGUGAUGAAAGAUACAAUAGAAAGACUUUACAAGUUGUUCAACUGGCUGGGAAAUGAGGAUGUCCAGGGUCUAUGGAACCAGCUGAACCCGGUGUUUGAAGACCCCACUUUCUCCGGAGAUGAAUUUAAAGCUUGCCUAGAUCAGUGGGAGGAGCAUAGGACCAACGAUGUAUCAGGGGGCUCUAAAAAACCAUUGCUAAAGACAUCAAAUGGUAAUGGGCGCGUUUCCUCGGUUACUGAAUCCUCGGCGCUGGCCUAUUAUUCCAUCUACGGCAUUAACAGCAACAAAAUUCCCGAAGGUUGGACCUCCCUACAAUGGUGCAUAUUCGCAACUGUCGGGUGGCCUUACGAACUACUUAUCUACCAAAAACGGGUCGAAAACCUGAUGGACCAGUUAAUCGAAUCGCAAGCCCGAGCACUAGCAAGGGGUUUAAAGCAGGCCGACCCAUCGCGUCUCUCAGAAGCGCUCAAGUCCUUGGUCAAAGAAAAAGUGAAAAGGCAAGACGCAGAUUUACGUGAAUGUUUGAACUGCAUGACAAAUGGGAACGAGGAGCAGGCUCUCUUUCGAGCUUUUACGAUGGGUCCGUUCGAAAAUACGGUUUUACCGCUUGCGACGUUCACACUUGAGCGCGCACUUGGGAUGAUGAGGAAAGCUGUGGUUGACAUUAUAGAUGCUCGAGAGUUCAUGCCUUUCAUUUUUACAAUGAUGGGUUUGAGAGCUUUGAUCGUGGCGAGGAUCAAAAUCCUGCAAGGUCCCAUUUUCUUUUACUUUGCCAGUAGCUCGCUCGCUUAUUUCCAAUUUGCAGCUAAAUUCAAGAUGGCAAAACUCAACGUCUCUGGUACACUCCCUGGUCUUAUUUACUUUACGCACCAGCUGAACGGAUUCCAGAUGCCAUGCAAAACCACCACAAUGGCCUUUUCCGUUUUUGCUAUCGUGAAUUCGUAUUUUCACCCAGAUUUUUCGGAGUUUGCGUUGGAAUACGUGACUUGGAGCGACCACUUGAAAUCUCAUCCCGAGAAAGAGGGCUUGGAUUCUGUUCCUGCAGCGCUUAACACCGCUGAAGAUGCUUCCUUGAAUGCCAGUGAUGGAUUCCCUGAGAGGGGCUCGGUCGCUUUUCCAUUCCAUUCAUCACGGAAGAACGAUCUCGACCUCUGCUCUGAAUGUUAUAAACUGCCUCUGGACGAGGCAAAGCUCAGCGGACACACCGCCGCGCAUGUGCUGGUGAAAUAUGUCUUGAACUUCCCGACGCCAUAUCGUGAGUGGAUGACCGCGCUUGUGAAGAAGCGCUUGGAGUUUUUCAAAGACAGUACCACCCGUUCUAAGGACGCGCCCAUUUGUUCCGAGUGUGGAGAGGUAAUCCCCGACGGCAGCGUUUUCUUCGUCUGCGUGGAUGUCUGCUGCCUUGCCUAUGCCCCUCGUGUGAAUCAAACGCCUCAGAACGGUUUUUCAGAACGGACAAUACGGUAA